GUCUGAUACCCAGACCACAUCAACAUGCGUUGCAUGCUGAAAGGCGGGAACUGCGGUUUAUUUCACAAUAACACUCGUUCAGAACUGCGAGAAGGAAGCGGAUUUUUUUCUCUUAAGGCUCGUACUUGAACCUUUUCUCCAGCAAGCAUGGCUGACAGGGCACAGACAACCACCAAGAAACACAAGCAAUUUGUAUCGGAACCCAUGGGGGACAAACCAGUGACGGAACUGGGUGGAAUCGGCCCAAAGUAUGGCGAGAGGUUACAAGAGGCUGGAUUUGAAAAGGCCUUCAAUGUUCUCGGUCAGUUCCUGGUGCUGAACAAAGACAAAGAGCUCUUCAUUGACUGGCUGAUGGCAACGACGUCAGCUAAUAACAAGUGUGCCAACGAUUGCUAUAAUUGCCUCAGAGAUUGGAGUGAUGCCUUUAUGUAAUUGUUGUUUCUGUUUUUAUUUUUAACAAAUCUAUUGUGUCCAUUUUACGAUCAUACCCUGCAUGUCGAAACUGUUUAUAAUCGUAAGCAUUGUUUAAGCUUAACUGAAGUGACAAAGCAUCAGUAAGAUAGAUCAUGCCAAAGAUAUGUAGGGAAUAGAGGCAGAGAAUGCGGGAGGGGAGGGGGUAGUGCACUCAAGGGGCAAGCUUGCUGCUAACUAUUCAUAUUUCAUGCAAAUAGGAGCAUAAAUUGUAGGCUGUAGUGCACUAGCAGAACCAAAGCAAUGUUUAUUCCUUCAGAAUGCACCAGCAACUUAACACAGUCAAGUGCACUGCUGGUGUUCAAAUUGAAUGGCAGCCCCAUUUUUUGUUAUCGUUUCAAAAAAGGAAAUGUAAAUUCAUUUUUAAAAAUUCAAAAUAAAAUCCUAUCAAACUUCUCUUUCCUAGACCAAGUUUCCACAAGGUACGGUAUCCGUAGGAAAACUUAAUUGAGCACUGUUAUUUGUAUUAUGAGCCGUGGGUUAAAUCACUGAUCAACUAUCCAUGCAUACAUAAAGUAAACUUUGCACUUAAUUGGCCCAGAUUAUAGAGUUUAUUCAGAAGGUCCAAGGCUUAAGGUCCAAGUGUGCACGUACUUGGCUCUUAUGCACUUCCAACUAUACUUAUUUCGUGAGAAGAAUGAAUGCAGAUUAUGUUGGUAUUUCCAAAUAAGUACAUAUUUGCAAACAUAAGUUGUCACCACAACAUGCAUAAACUAUGUUCUGUUUUCAUGUGGUUGUAGUCGGGACAAGUGUGUUACAAUUACACAGGCAUACAGUAUGUAGAUCAUGCUUAGUGGGUGAAAUUUAUGCUACAAUCUAAUCAUUUGAUUUGAUGAUAAAAAAAAAUGUGGUAAGUCAGAUUUGAAAAUGGGUAAGUUAAAGGGAACG
This is a messenger RNA of Patiria miniata (bat star), 1359 nucleotides long. RefSeq names its product barrier-to-autointegration factor-like. The coding region runs from base 148 to 432 and encodes 94 amino acids. The transcript is spliced from 3 exons. NCBI's taxonomy places the organism in Eukaryota, Metazoa, Echinodermata, Asteroidea, Valvatida, Asterinidae. The record is from RefSeq and is a predicted model, not a curated record. Gene Ontology annotation, molecular function: DNA binding.